Molecule: messenger RNA, 1326 nt
Organism: Alternaria atra
Lineage: Eukaryota; Fungi; Ascomycota; Dothideomycetes; Pleosporales; Pleosporaceae
Exons: 4
Coding region: 1-1326 (441 amino acids)
Molecular function (GO): sarcosine oxidase activity; saccharopine oxidase activity; flavin adenine dinucleotide binding
Source: RefSeq, a predicted model, not a curated record
AUGGCACCUAACAGAGCUAAUAUUUCUGUCAUCGUCGUGGGUGGUGGCGGCACCAUUGGGUCUUCAACGGCCCUUCAUCUCGUACGCUCGGGAUACACACCGUCGAAUAUCACGGUUCUGGACACUUAUCCAAUUCCAUCAGCGCAAUCAGCUGGCAAUGACUUGAACAAGAUCAUGGGUAUCCGUUUGCGAAACAAGGUGGAUUUGCAGUUGAGCUUAGAGGCGAGACAAAUGUGGACAGAAGACGAUCUGUUCAAGGAGUACUUUCAUAAAACCGGGCGGCUCGACUGCGCACAUGGCGAGAAAGGCCUUGCAGAUCUCAAACAAGCCUACCAAGCCCUUCUUGAUGCGAACGCUGGCCUGGAGGCGACGACAGAAUGGUUAGAUUCCGAGGACAAGAUUCUUGAGAAGAUGCCGCUUCUCAAUCGCGAUCAGAUCAAAGGAUGGAAAGCCGUCUUCAGCGAAGACGGCGGAUGGCUCGCUGCGGCAAAAGCCAUCAACGCUAUCGGUAGAUUUCUGCGCGAUCAAGGCGUCAAGUUUGGCUUUGGCGGAGCAGGAUCAUUCAAGCAGCCUCUUCUUGCCGAUGGGGUUUGUGUUGGUGUUGAGACAGUUGACGGGACGAGAUAUUAUGCUGACAAGGUUGUGUUGGCGGCUGGUGCGUGGAGUCCUGUAUUGGUCGAUCUACAAGACCAAUGUGUGUCGAAAGCAUGGGUAUACGCUCAUAUCCAACUGUCCCCGAGCGAGGCAGCGGAAUACAAAAAUGUUCCUGUAGUCUAUAAUGGCGACGUGGGCUUCUUCUUCGAGCCUGACGAAUACGGCGUCAUCAAAGUCUGUGACGAGUUUCCAGGUUUUACGCGCUUCAAGCAGCAUCAACCUUUCGGCGCAUCGGCUCCAAAGCGCAUUUCUGUGCCUCGAUCUGCUGCAAAGCACCCCACAGAUACCUAUCCGGAUGCCUCGGAAGUCAGUAUCCGCAAGGCCAUCGCGACGUUCCUGCCCAAGUUCACAGAAAAGGAACUGUUCAACAGGCAUCUGUGUUGGUGUACUGAUACGGCAGAUGCGGCGCUAUUGAUGUGCGAACAUCCUGAGUGGAAGAACUUUGUUUUGGCCACGGGUGACAGUGGUCACACCUUCAAACUUCUACCUAACAUCGGUAAGCAUGUGGUCGAGCUACUAGAGGGCACAUUAGCAGACGACCUAGCGCAUGCGUGGAGAUGGCGUCCCGGUACCGGCGAUGCGCUGAAGUCGCGAAGGGCGGCGCGUGCGAAAGAUCUUGCAGAUAUGCCAGGAUGGAAUCAUGACGGGGAAGCCCCCAGAGCGAAGCUGUGA